AUGUUUUUUCCUACUUGUGGCUUACCGGAAGGGCUGCGGCAGACAAGAGGCAGAUACCUCAAGUGCGCGUUGCCCUGGAUUGCUGAGGCAUUCUACAUUCGUGCCGGCGUCCAUUACUGCCUGAUCACUUUGUGUUUAGUCGAAGUGCAAAUAGCUGCCACCCUGGCAACUGCCAGCCUUCGAAACUUCAACUUUGCGAACUGGCUCGGGAAGGCACUUCCAUACAGCUGGGUGUUGGCUGCCGGUUUGGUGGUGGCGGAUUGCUCUACGCUGGAGCAAAACACGAUUGUGCUUCGAAAUGGGGUCAUCACCGGGGCAGCACCAGUUGUGGCUGCAGUGAUGGCUGUCUGCUUCGUACUAACCUUCAUGUUGUAUCUGCUUGCCGUGGUGAAGGUGACCCACCUGAGAUGUUCGAAAGCUGUGGUUUGGUCAACAUCUUUUCAAGCUCUGCUCUAUCCACUGAACUUCACGAUCACCGUGUUCCCCACCUGGUUCAUCCACAAGUCCUACGUCAAGGACUACGGACGCGGGCUUCACCACUGGGUGGCAGCUGUGUGUCUCGACAGCAACGGCUGGAUCAACGCCUUGACGUACAGCUGGCAGAGCGUCAACCAGCACCAGGAUGCCUUCGGAGUUCUUCCUGGCUUAGAUGUGUCGCUGCUGCAAAACUCAGAGGCCGUUGGCUUCGAGGUAACAUAG
Molecule: messenger RNA, 699 nt
Organism: Symbiodinium natans
Lineage: Eukaryota; Dinophyceae; Suessiales; Symbiodiniaceae
Source: the annotation of a GenBank genome assembly